ACAAGUUGCGUGUGCGGGUCUCCCUUCUUGUCCAACAUGGACUUCUUUACUUCUUCUACUUGCCUUAUAGUUCUCUUCUAACGUCCAUCGGGGAGGGAAAAGUAAGACUUUGUUCACUCGUGUUUAUCCCCCGAGGAGGGUCUUCAGUGGAGUGGAAGUGGGAGACUUCUUACUUCCACUUCGUGCAAAAACGAGAGAAAGAAAAAGUGAAAAAAAAAUUAAAAAAUUCUGGGUCUGGAAUCUGCAACUUUGGACAACUUUGGACGACUUGGGACGACUUUGGACAACUUUGGAGGAUUGCAAGUGUUCCACGGACUUUGGCAAGUUUGAUGCAGGCUGAGGUCGUCGGCGUGAGGCGAGCGGCGGGCCUGUGAGCCCCGAUGCCAGUGGACAUGCAGCCACACCAGGGCCUGUAUCAGUAUGAGACCUCACCCAGCCAGCCCUCCAGAGGCCUCCUGCCUCCAGACCAGUCCCCCUACAGCGACGUGCCGUCCUUGCGUGCACCGCUCCUCAGCUGCUCUCCCCAGGACUGCAGAGCCAUGUACAACCCAAUGACUCCCGGCAUGGGUCACGGAUCAGGACCGGGGAAGAACAUAAGUCACUGCUUGGAUCAAUACAUGAGGCCCCCCCAAGCUUCGCUUCCGCUCGGCAUGAUGGGCCACAGAAACAUAGAAGGCAAUGGCGCCCCUUACUGCAACCAGAACAACAUGAUGUCCUCUCAUCACAACUUCAACUCAGAUCACAUGAGCUCUGCGGACGGCUCCAGGUUCUCCACGCCGCGCUCCAUGUUGAAGCUGAGUAAGAAGCGAGCGCUGUCUAUCUCUCCGCUGUCUGACCCCAGCGUGGACCUGCAGACGGUCAUUAGGACGUCUCCCAACUCCCUGGUGGCCUUUGUCAACGCCCGCUGUACCCCCAAUGGUGCCAGCUCGUACGGCCAUCUGUCUGUGGGCGCCAUGAGUCCAUCACUGAGCUACUCCAGCAACAUGAACUGCCACUCCAGGCAGCAUGGCGCCCUCUACGGGGGAACUGGGUUGACGCCUCUGGGGUCACACACGUCGGCCACAUGCCAGGCGUCACGGCUACCCCCCCACAACCCACGUCUCCAUGUUGCACCCAAACACGGACAGCUGAAGACUGAGCCGGGGCUGGGGGCAGUGAUGGAUGCCAUGAAUGUGAAGAACCUGGAGGAGAGGUCUGAGGGAGAUGUAGCCAGUCCUUCUUCUACUGGUACUCAGGAUCCCCUCCUGGGUCUCCUGGAUGGUAGGGAUGACUUGGACAAGGAGGACGGCAAGCCUGAACCAGAGGCCGUCUAUGAAACCAACUGCCACUGGGAGAGCUGCAACAAGGAGUUUGACACGCAGGACCAACUCGUUCACCACAUUAACAACGAGCACAUCCACGGCGAAAAGAAGGAGUUUGUGUGCCACUGGCAGGAGUGUUCUCGCGAGCAGAGGCCCUUUAAAGCCCAGUACAUGCUGGUGGUCCACAUGCGCAGACACACAGGAGAGAAACCACACAAGUGCACUUUUGAAGGCUGCAAUAAAGCGUACUCUCGCCUGGAGAACCUGAAGACACACCUGCGCUCUCACACCGGAGAGAAACCAUACGUGUGUGAACAUGAGGGCUGCAACAAAGCCUUUUCCAACGCCUCGGACCGGGCAAAGCACCAGAACCGAACCCAUUCCAAUGAGAAACCAUACGUCUGCAAGAUCCCCGGUUGCACCAAGCGCUACACAGACCCGAGCUCGCUGCGUAAGCAUGUGAAGACGGUGCACGGACCUGAAGCCCACAUCACCAAGAAGCACAGAGGCGACACGGGCCCCCGGCUGCCGGGCUCAGCCAUGACUCCCGGGGGUCCCAGUACUGAAUUACUGCUGGAGAAGGAGGAGAAACGCCGGGAGGACUGCAAACUUAUGGCCCCUGAUCAUGCUCUGAAAUCCCAGCCAAGUCCUGGCGGUCAGUCGUCCUGCAGCAGCGAGCGCUCCCCACUGGGCAGCACCAAUAACAACGACAGUGGGGUGGAGAUGAACCUGAACGCGGCAGGCAGCUUAGAAGAUCUCACAGCCCUCGAGGACGGAGUGACGGCCGGGGGAAGUGGAGGGGACGGGCUGGGAAGCGCAGGAGGAACAAUGGGGAUGUCUGCUCAGGCCUUGAAGAGGCUGGAGAACCUGAAGAUUGACAAACUGAAGCAAAUCCGCAGGCCGAAUCCUCCCAACCGAUGUCUCCCGAACAAGCUGCCUGGGCUACCUUGUGAUACGAUGGGAAUGUGUGCGCCUUCUCCGCUUCUAUCAAAUCGCCGCGUUAUGGAGCUGUCCAACCACGACGUAGGAGGUGGGACUGCAAUCAGCGGCAAAGCAAACGACAGAAGAGGAAGUGGGACUAGCAGCCUGAGCUCCGCCUACACGGUCAGCCGUCGUUCCUCUAUGGUGUCGCCUUACUUGUCCAGCCGGCGGUCCAGUGACGUCUCCCAGAUGGGCGGAGCAGCCAGUGGAGGGUGCCACCUACUGGAUCAGAGUGGGGGUGGUCCCCUCUCUCCUGAGACCAGUCGUAGAGGAGCUCCAUGUCAAGCAGGUGGAGGAGGAGCCCUGCCAGGUCUAUCAAAUCUAACACCAGCCCAGCAGUACAGUCUAAAGGCCAAGUAUGCUGCAGCGACUGGUGGUCCACCACCCACUCCCUUACCCGGCAUGGAGCAGCCUUGUACUCCAGGCAGAAGAGGGGGUAUCUUGGGUGACUACCAGGGUCAACCUCUGCCUCCUUUCCUUCAGCAAGGAGGUCCACGUCGACAUAGUGCCAACACGGAGUAUGGCACAGGUGUUAUCUACCCUCACCAAGCUCCGGGCAUCAACAACCGGAGAGCCAGCGAUCCGGUGCGAUCAGCAGCAGAUCCACAAGCCCCCCCAAAGCGUUUCAACAGCCUCAAUAAUGUAUCCAUGAUGGGCCGAAGAAACGCACUGCAGCACCAAGAUCACCGCACCGCCAGCGUCUCCCGACACAUUUAUUCACCUCGACCACCAAGCAUUACAGAGAAUGUAAUGAUGGAGGCCAUAGGUAUGGAGUCUCAGUUACCCCCUUUAGACGCCAGAAACCGGUCCACCAUAAUCCCAACCGGCGAUGGGGGCUUCAUGGGAUACCAGCAGCAGCAGACUCUUGGAGGAUGCGUAAGACCUCUUUCAAACCAGCUUUCUAUAAGCCAUGACCCCCUGGGCUGCCCAGACCAAAAUUACAUGAAGGGGCACUACCAGAACCAUGCAGGGGAAGUUCCUCCCAGGGCUGGUGGGAAUCCAAUGGGUCAAGCAAGACCUGUUCACCCAGAGAGGAUGUCUAAUACGCUUCUUCAGCAGGCUGAGUAUAGCAUGAGCAACUGCCAGCUAAGCCCUUCAGGACCCCAUUACCCGCCCUUGGGACAGGGGGUUGAAACAGGCCAGUGGUGUGAUGGCCACAACCAGGUCCAAAGUUCAAUCCAGCAGUACUCAGACACAAAUAUGCAGCCUCAGCAAGUCCACUUGAACAAUCAGACGGGUCUUUAUAACAAUCCAGAAGGGACCCAUAAACUCACAAUCAAGCCUGAGCAACAGUUCCACCCUGGCAUGGGGAGCGGGGAUGCAUGUCAGAGUGCUAAACUGCAACAGCAGAGGCUCCUUCUCCAGCAAGGUUACUCGCAACAGACCAGCCAGGCUGUGAUGAGAAACCCCAACAAUAUUAGCUGUGACUUUCAAGGACAGAACCAGAACACUUUUUCAAGUUUGGGUUGCGCUGGCACUGCUCUUGCUGAUGGGCAGCGAUCAGAAACUCCCAUGAUGCAGGUCAAGGAAAUGAUGGUAAGGAACUAUGUGGAGUCCCAGCAAGCGCUUAUGUGGGAGCAACAAGAACAGCAGCAAAGUGGAAUAAAAGCCCCUCCCCUAUCUGAUACCUUGGACAUGACCGGCCAGGCAUCGAUGAUGCAACACAGUCCACAGCAACAAAACCAGAAUCUUUACUCCAAUCUGCCAUAUGCUUCCUACCCCAACCAGAGCCUGGUCAUGAGCCCACCAGCCCCCAGUCGAGGUCAUAGCUCAUCCACACCAAAAGAGCAACAGAUGAUGGGGCUCCAAGGCUCUUGCUAUGGUCAGGAAGUGGUGGUCCCAAGGCCCCCUCAAGGUCGAAAACCCCUCAGUCGCCAGAAUAGCAUGUCACAAGUAGGAAUGGGCUACAUGGUAAGUCCACAGCAGCUUAGUCCUGUCCACACCACUUCCAGCCCCAGAAAAGUUGUCCGGCUGCCUCCAGUCCAGCAACCACAACAUGAAAUAUUGUCCCCUUCCAAUAACAACAUUUAUUACUCCGGCCACAUCCAUAUGAAUACCCAGAAUGGACCUUGUCUUCCCCAGCAACACAACAUGGGCUCCCCCCUCGACCCACCGACUGGCACAAAGUCCGCUCCCUUGGCUCCCUAUUCAGAGUCCGGCCCCAUUGCUAACGCUUUAGAAAACCUGGACCUGGACAACGCUCGUAUAGAUUUUACCUCCAUCGUUGAUGACGCCGAGUCCUCUUCGUUCGGCUCGCUCAACCACCCUAAUCAGGGUCAGCCGGGAUCUUCCUCCCAGGCGUCAUCGCGCCUCACCACUCCGCAGACCUCCAUCAACCUGUCCAACAUGGCAGUGGGCGACAUGACAUCCAUGCUGACCUCGCUGGCUGGGGAGAAUAAGUACUUGAACACUUUGUCGUAAGCCAACAAUCAAAAAUCUAAAAAAAACAAACUAGUCCUUUGUACAUUGCAUGCCGGUCCGGUUCAAUUCACGUUCAUGGAUUAUAAAUUGAAACAUCAAGCUCAGGCAUCAGGGUUAGAUACAUUCCUGGUGAGGUAUUCUAACCGGGAGGAUGUGUGGUAGACCAAGGACACGCUGGAGGAAUUUUGUUCCUCUGUCCCCAAUUGGAGCUGAAGGAAGGAAGGAAAGUCUAAGCACCCUUACUGAGACUGCUGCCCCAAAAACGAGGACCUGGACAAUGGGCGGAAAAAAUGGAUGGACGAAUUAUUAGUCAGGGAGCCUUUAUAACUUAGCCUUAGGAACUCAUGCUUCUUGUUAGGGUGAGGAAGUGAUGGAAGAUUCCAGCGCGA
This is a messenger RNA of Nerophis lumbriciformis (worm pipefish), 5092 nucleotides long. It is a transcript of the gene gli1, whose product is annotated as GLI family zinc finger 1. NCBI's taxonomy places the organism in Eukaryota, Metazoa, Chordata, Actinopteri, Syngnathiformes, Syngnathidae. Gene Ontology annotation, cellular component: nucleus. Gene Ontology annotation, biological process: smoothened signaling pathway; regulation of transcription by RNA polymerase II. Gene Ontology annotation, molecular function: RNA polymerase II cis-regulatory region sequence-specific DNA binding; DNA-binding transcription factor activity, RNA polymerase II-specific. The record is from RefSeq and is a predicted model, not a curated record.